This is a messenger RNA of Tuber aestivum (summer truffle), 501 nucleotides long. NCBI's taxonomy places the organism in Eukaryota, Fungi, Ascomycota, Pezizomycetes, Pezizales, Tuberaceae. The record is from the annotation of a GenBank genome assembly.
AUGAGUGGCAUGCCUGCUUCAAGGACCAGGAAGAAAUGCUCCGUCUCUAAAAUGGGCAAAACCCCUAAACCAAACCAGGGUCUGGAAGCAAUGGGACAGCUCCAUGAAGAAGAAGAAGAAGGCGCCUGUGACGUUCUUGAUGUUGUUCGGAGCUCUAUCCGCAGAACUUGCCUAGCCUCCCUCUUCUGCAUCUUGAUGAUGGGAAGGAAUGCUUGCAGCAGCAGCAAUCCUUUAGAGUUAGAUUCACGCCUUUCUUUGUUCCUGGAGGAUACGAACACGUCAAGCUGGGCCAAAUGAUCAAGCCGGACCGAUUGGCAGCCAGUGAGAGAGGGAGAAAACCUCGAUACCCGAUCGGUUCGUGCAUAAUCCGUCGAGGCUGAACAAAUGGUCACCCACCACCUUCCAGGACAGACCGGGGACAAUGGUGGUCUAACCGCUUUCCGCAAUUCUCGUCUACCCGAACAGAGCAAGUGGACUGGGAAGCGCGAGGACCGAAAUUAA